CUCUCCUGCAUCUUUCUGUCUUGCUUUCUCAUCAUCAACAAUUCACCAACACCAACUUAAAGAGGGAGAGUGAGAGGGAGAGAAAGGGAGAGAACUAACAAGUGAUCAUGGCCAUGCUCCGUCUCUUCCCCGCCGCAGUCGUCGUCGCCGUUCUCUGCAUCGCCCUCGCGGGGGCCGUCCUCGCGGCUCCACUCCCCCCCUUCAUCGUCGAGGGCCGUGUCUACUGCGACACUUGCCGCGCCGGCUUCGAGACUAGCGCCACUCAAUACAUUGAAGGAGCGAAGGUAAGGCUGGAGUGCAAGCACUUUGCGACGGGGGUGGUGGAACACGCGGUGGAGGGGGUGACGGACGGCACGGGGACAUACAGGAUCGAGCUGGCGGACAGCCACGAGGAGGAGAUCUGCGAGGUGGCGCUGGUGGCCAGCCCGCUGUCCGGGUGCGCCGAGAUCGCCGCCGGCCGCGACCGCGCGCGCGUCCUCCUCGCCCACGACAGCGGCCUCGCGUCCAACGUCCGCUACGCCAACCCCCUCGGCUUCCUCAAGGAGAAGCCGCUCGCCGUCUGCGGCGCGCUGCUGCAGCAGUACGCGCUCGGCGACGACGAGUAGUGUGGUGGUCGGAAAAAAGAUGUUACUUGCUUUGUAAUCCAUGCAUGCAUGCAUGUGAGAGCAAAUUAUAUGUGAGAAGAAGAAAUUAUAAAGCUUGUUGGUGAUAUAUUUAUGAUAUAAUUUUAUAUUCUCUCCUGUUUCUUUCUA
Molecule: messenger RNA, 752 nt
Organism: Ananas comosus (pineapple)
Lineage: Eukaryota; Viridiplantae; Streptophyta; Magnoliopsida; Poales; Bromeliaceae
Product: pollen-specific protein C13-like
Exons: 2
Coding region: 108-605 (165 amino acids)
Source: RefSeq, a predicted model, not a curated record